UUAGCGUUCGAAGACUGUAUUUAUCUAUUAAUGUGACAGAAUUGGCUAUUUAAUUCAAUUAAAAUGGAGUUGAUAAAAUAUGUUAUAAAAUAUUCUAAUUUCCUGGCCAAGUUGAAUGAUUAAACCCAUGUUUUUGACAGAAUGGGGAAAAAAAUUAAGAAGGAACCUGAGUCAAAAGCCAAAAAUGUGUUUGAUCCACUGCCCAUUGAGAGCAAAAGUGCUGCAACAGUGAUUCUCAUGCUUCGAUCUCCUGAGGAGGAUGUACUUCUCAAAGCCAUUGAAUCCAUCCAUAGAUUUGCAGAUAAAGGUGAGGAGAACAAGAGCUCCCUGAUGGCUUUGGGGGCAGUGGAACCACUCACGUGCCUUAUAACACAUGAAAAUAAAACUGUUUGCAGAAACGCUCUCAUGGCUCUAGGAGUCAUGGCUUCAGAAAAUGAUGUCAAACAACUGAUCAAGAGACUGAAUAUUAUUCCAACUAUCAUCACCAAACUGUCACCAGAAGAAGAAAAUACUGUCCAUGAGUUUUCCACUCUGACUUUGGCCCAUCUUUCCACGGACAUCACAUGUAAGGUUCAGAUUUUCCAGCAUGAUGGACUGGAACCUCUCAUUCAUCUACUGUCCAGCCCCAGUCCAGAUGUAAAAAAAAAUUCGGUGGAAUGCAUCUAUAAUCUUGUUCAGGAAUUUUCUAGUCGAGAAGCAGUGUACAAAUUGAAUGGACUUCCCCCGCUACUAUACCUGCUGGGUUCUGAAUAUCCCAUCAUUCAGCAGUUUGCUCUGCGCAUUCUAGAGAGCAUCAGCUCUCACAAAGAAACUCGUACUGAAUUCAGAGAACAGCAAGGAUUCCCUCGACUCAUGGAGCUUCUCACAAACAAAAAAUUUAGUGACCUGCAUGUGGAAGCUCUGAAAGUCAUCUCAAACUGUUUAGAGGACACUGAGUCAAUGCAGCUUAUACAGGAGAACGGAGGCCUGGAAAAGUUGUUGCAAUUUCUCGUUGCACCCACCGCUCCUGAAAUCCAGGCUCAUGCAGUUAAAGCUAUCAGCAAAGCAGCAUUAAGUAGUGAAAUUCAAAGGAUCCUGCAUGAGAAAAAUGUUGAAAAGGCCCUCAUUGAAUUGCUUGCAGGGGAGAACAACAGUAUACAUACUGCUGUAUGCCAGGCAGUGUCAGCCAUGAGCAAGAACCUGAGCAGCAAAGACACUUUCAGGCAAUUAGAGGGGAUAAGACCUAUCAUGCAGCUGCUAAACAGUGAGGAGAAUGAAGUAAAAGAGGUUGCAGCAGAAGCCUUAUCAAACCUUACCCAUGAAAACCAACUGAAUGCAUAUGCUGUUUAUGAAGCAGAAGGAGACAAGCUUCUUGUCCAGCUCCUAGAGAAUAGUUCUCCUGCAGCAGUAAUGCAUGCAGCAGCUGUUCUGAUCAACAUGGCUUCACAGGAAGUGCUUCGCCAUAGCAUUCUCUCCCACGGAGCCAUACAGUCACUGAUGAAACACCUGCACUCCACAUGUAAACCAACACUCAUCAACACCAUCCAGGCGGUAGCUGCUCUCACCUGCGAUGCAGAUGGAAGGGCUGAGUUAAGAAAUGUUGGAGGGCUGCCCCAACUUGUUAACCUGCUGACAUCAAAAGACACUGAAAUCCGCCAAAAUGCAUGCUGGGCAGCAAGUGUGUGUGCUAAUGAUGAGCCAACAGCAACAGAAAUGUACAGAUUAGGGGCUUUAGAGAUUCUCCAGGAGAUCAACUGCUCACUGAGCCGAAGGAAUAAGUUCACUGAGGUUGCCCUGCAGAAGCUGUUGAAUAACAAUCUCUCACUAAAAUACAGCCUUACAGGACAUCUCCUCUCCACUGAUAUCACUACAGAUGGCUUUUAUGAUCCAGGACAGACCAGAGAUGGUCACCGUGUUCCUGAUCUUGAAGAUAUUGCAAAGCAGGCUAUCAACCAGCGCCGAGCCGUUAUUGCAGUUAAUGGAACCCCUCCAGCUGAGAUGAAAACUGAUUUAGCAGAGAAGGAACUGCGGGAGAGCCUUACAGAAACUAUCCCCUCACCUGUGACGACCAACGGGAGCAUCAGAGCAACUAGUAAAUCAAAAGGCAAAGGGUUGCAGGAAAAUGGGAAACAGAGGCAUGAGGAUGAGUGUAAACCACAGCAGGAAGCAGUAGCAGAAAAACCAUGGACAUUGCCAUAUGAUGAUCAGCUCAACAGUCUGAUUGAAAAGAUAUUCAAAUCUGUCCUGCCCUUACAUGAUGAAGUGGAAAUGUACACUGCCCUGGCUAAGUUGGUGUGUGAUGCAAUGGGGGGCCCAGUAGAUAUUGAGAAACAACAUGAUUUUCUUUGGGAGCUUCACCUGAGUGAGCUGAAGAUUGAGAUGCAGUCAAACAUAAUUCCUAUCGGCAAGAUCAAAAAGGGAACCUACUACCACAGAGCCCUACUCUACAAGGUUUUGGCAGACAGGAUUGGCUUGAGCUGUAGUCUGGUGAGAGGACACUACAGUCGUGCUUGGAAUGAGAUUUUGCUCUCCUCCACCACCACAAGAACUAAUGGAUUUAACCCUCAACUUCAGGCUUGCAUCAUCGAUCUCAUGCACAAACCUGGAACCCUUAUGAAGAGUGGCACACCUGCUGCUGAGCAAUACCAGAAAAUCUAAUCAAAACACGUUUGUUCAAUGUUCACAGCUUUCUUACAGUGUUCUCUUUAUAUCCUGUACUCUAUAUAUCUCUGCACUCGUGGUUAUUAAGAUAAUCAUGUUCAGAUGAAUGAUUCAUGUUAAUUUAUACUGAAAAUAAAUCAUGCUAUGAUAUAA
This is a messenger RNA of Silurus meridionalis, 2793 nucleotides long. It is a transcript of the gene armc3, whose product is annotated as armadillo repeat containing 3. The transcript is spliced from 17 exons. Gene Ontology annotation, molecular function: protein binding. NCBI's taxonomy places the organism in Eukaryota, Metazoa, Chordata, Actinopteri, Siluriformes, Siluridae. The record is from RefSeq and is a predicted model, not a curated record. Bases 142 to 2637 code for a protein of 831 amino acids.